Apis florea (little honeybee) is the source of this 2410-nucleotide messenger RNA. Its product is annotated as bifunctional 3'-phosphoadenosine 5'-phosphosulfate synthase. The record is from RefSeq and is a predicted model, not a curated record. Gene Ontology annotation, molecular function: sulfate adenylyltransferase (ATP) activity; adenylylsulfate kinase activity; ATP binding. Gene Ontology annotation, biological process: 3'-phosphoadenosine 5'-phosphosulfate biosynthetic process; sulfate assimilation. NCBI's taxonomy places the organism in Eukaryota, Metazoa, Arthropoda, Insecta, Hymenoptera, Apidae.
GGUUUCACUUUAACGACGUUUCGUUUAACGAUUCUCAGUUUCUUCAGAUAUUCGAAGCAUCGUGUCGUGAGAAAUUCUUCGCCUCCCACUAUUGAACCGAGCUUACUUUCCUUUUUACUUUCUCUGUUGACGGAACUUAAACCUCGCACAGUCCAUCCCGAACUUCCUAUGCGUCUAGACACUUCCUUUCUCGGUGUCUCCCUCGAAGAAAAAAAUUCCAAACAAUGCUGUUGCCUGCAUUUUAAAUCGUUACAGUGAUUACUUUCUCCCUCGUUUGAUAUUGAGAAUUGAAAAAAAAAAAAAAGUCGUCGAACAAAAUGAACAAUUAAAAGAUAAUUUUAUUUUGUUAUUAAAAAUUCGCGAAAGUCUUGGACAAUCGGUAAUUGAGUAUUGCAUAAUGGGGAUAUACACAAAGCCCUUGUUGGAGAAUCAAAAUACGCAGAGGAAAAGUAAUCAGAUACUCGCGACGAAUGUAAUCCAACAGAUGCAUCACGUGUCGAGGGAGAGACGAGGUGAGACGUACGGGAAAUUCAAAGAAUUUCGCGGGUGUACCAUUUGGCUGACAGGAUUGUCCGGUGCUGGAAAGACUUCCAUAUCGUUUCGACUCGAAAAUUACCUCGUCUCCCAAGGUAUACCGGCCUACAGCAUCGACGGCGACAACGUCCGCCAUGGGUUAAACCGGAACCUCGGCUUCACCAAGGAAGAUCGGGAGGAAAACGUGCGAAGGGCGGCCGAAGUGGCAAAAUUAUUUUCCGAUUGCGGCAUAAUCACUAUCUGCAGCUUCGUCUCGCCAUUCGAGGCGGACAGAAGAUCGGCAAGGAGGAUCCACGAGGACUUCAACUUGAGAUUCUUCGAGAUCUUCGUGCAAGCAUCGAUGCAGACUUGCGAGGCGAGGGACGUGAAAGGUCUUUACGAGAAAGCGAGGAAAGGGAUGAUCAAAAGCUUCACGGGUAUUGGGCAGGAUUACGAGGUACCCAAGCAUGCGGAUCUCGUCCUGAACACGGAGAUUCACGAUUUGGAAACGUCCACGAGGCUGGUGAUCGAGUUCCUGAGGAAGAAGGGUGUACUUCCGCCGACUCGAGAGAAAGUCGAGGAAUUAUUUGUGGAGGAGAAGAGGAUAGGAGAGGCGAGGAGGGAGGCGGAGAGUCUUCCUAGCAUUGAAAUCACUAAUGUCGAUUUGCAAUGGAUCCAAGUGUUAGCCGAGGGAUGGGCAACCCCGCUUAGAGGUUUUAUGAGAGAGGAUCAAUAUUUGCAGUGUCAACAUUUCAAGAUCAUCGAAGAAAAUGGGGACAGUAUUAAUCAAUCUGUACCCAUUGUACUUCCUGUUAACACGAGUGAAAAAGAGAGAUACAUCAACGCACCGGCACUCGCUUUGAAAUACCAAGGCCGAGCUGUAGCGAUUUUGAGGAGACCAGAAUUCUUUGCGCAUCGAAAGGAGGAAAGAUGCUGCAGAGAAUUCGGAACAAACGAUCCAGGCCAUCCUUACGUAAAAAUGAUCCACGAAUCAGGAGAUUGGCUGGUUGGAGGGGAAUUGGAGGUUUUGGAAAGGAUUAGAUGGAACGACGGCCUUGACGAGUUCAGACUCACCCCUAACGAGAUUAGGGAAAAGUGCAGAGAGCUGGGCGCAGACGCUGUUUUCGCAUUUCAGUUGAGAAAUCCGAUACACAAUGGCCAUGCACUUUUAAUGCAGGAUACAAGGAGAUAUCUCGUUGAAGAGCGCGGUUUCAAAAAACCAGUUCUUUUAUUACAUCCUCUGGGAGGAUGGACAAAAGAGGACGACGUACCACUACCAGUAAGAAUAAAUCAACACCAAAGUGUUCUCGAAGAAGGCGUGUUACACGAAGACACCAUUCUCGCCAUUUUUCCAAGUCCAAUGCUUUAUGCUGGACCCACAGAGGUGCAAUGGCACGCAAAAGCAAGAAUGAUGGCGGGCGCAAAUUUUUACAUAGUUGGCCGUGAUCCUGCGGGUUUGCCACAUCCAGACAAAUCUAAAACUCCGGAUGGAAAUCUAUACGACGGAACGCACGGCUCCAGAGUACUGUCGAUCGCACCAGGUCUUCAGAAUCUCGAAAUAAUUCCAUUCAGAGUAGCAGCUUAUGACAAUAGAAUAAGAAAAAUGGCGUUCUAUCAGCCUGAAAGAUCUCAAGAUUUUAGUUUUAUAUCAGGAACUAAAAUGCGAAAUCUAGCAAAAUCUGGUGAAAAUCCGCCAGAAGGAUUCAUGGCGCCAAAAGCGUGGCAAAUUAUUGCAAAUUAUUAUAAGAAACAACUAAAUAAAGAAGCGUAAUUAAUUUCUGAUAGAUAUUAUGUAUAAAGAAUUACUUUAUAUUAAUCAUAUAAAUAUUGUAUAAUAUAAUAUAUAUGUUUAAAUUUAAUUAAAAAUAAUAAAUAAAAAUACUUCUGUAUACCAAGU